Messenger RNA from Portunus trituberculatus (swimming crab), 3989 nucleotides. RefSeq lists its product as uncharacterized. The transcript is spliced from 9 exons. The coding region runs from base 519 to 3197 and encodes 892 amino acids. Gene Ontology annotation, biological process: triglyceride biosynthetic process. NCBI's taxonomy places the organism in Eukaryota, Metazoa, Arthropoda, Malacostraca, Decapoda, Portunidae. Gene Ontology annotation, cellular component: plasma membrane. The record is from RefSeq and is a predicted model, not a curated record. Gene Ontology annotation, molecular function: diacylglycerol O-acyltransferase activity; long-chain-alcohol O-fatty-acyltransferase activity.
GGUUGUUUGGCCUCUCUCUCCCCUCUCCCUUCUCCCUUUUGUGACGCUCCUAGCUCUCCCACUGCCCCCCUCACGUCACCACCACGUCGAGGGGGCACCGUAACACAACCCCCACCCCCGUCACGCCCCGCCCCGCCCCGCCACGCCCCUGUAACACGUUGUAACAUGUAAUUUUGUGACUGGUGGCUUUUAAAUGUCUGUUUUGUGAUAUUUUUUUUUUUUUUGUAUUUUUGCUAUGCUCCCUGUCACGCUCCUCCCCCCCUCCCUGUCAGCUGCUCCCCCUUCCCCCUUUCUUUUCCUUCGCCCCCUGUGCUCACCCCCACGCCCCCUCCCAUGCUGUAAUGCUGUUCAGUAAUUCACAGCAUAUGAGAUAAAAACAGCAUCUGUUAAACUAUUGUUGCUGUUGUUGUUAUUGUUGUUGUUGUUGUUGUUGUUCUCGUUCUCGUCGCUGUCCUCGUCGUUCCUCCUCCGCCGUCAGUGAGGCCGCCGCCGCCAUGCCAUGAGGGGCAGCCGCCGCCAUGACAGUGUACCAGAACGGCGGUGGGUCGUCGGUGCCGCCGCCGCCGCCGCUGGUGUGCCGCCCCCACCUGAACCCUGCCUCGCCGCCCCUGCUGUCCCCGCUGGACCCCUCCUCGCGCCUCUCCCCCCUCCACCCACCCUUCCACUAUGAGGACGGGGCGGCGCCCCCCGCCACCCACGCGGCCACCACGCCCAUGCCUGUGGCAGGGGAGGCGCGCACGUGCUGCUCUGGUGCGGCGGGCUCGGCGGGGGACACAGGAGCGCGGCGCACCAAACUGCACGAGACAUACAUCACGGUGGAGGCGCGACGUGAGCGCGAGGCUGAGCGGCGCCUGGCGGAGGCGUGGAAGCGGAAGCGGCGGCGUGGUGAGGCGGGACAGGGCGCAGCAGAGCACCUGCGGUCGGCGCCGCUGGGCCGCGUGCGUCACCCGCUGCAGGAGAGCGUGGUGGCGGGCGCGGUGAGUGGCGUAGCGGGCGUGCUGGCCACCUGCCUGCUCAGCGUGCCCCUGGCGCUGCUGCUGCUGCUGGUGCUGCCCCUCGCGCUGCUGGCCAAGGGCCUGGCCGCUGCCUGCCGCCUGCCCCGCGCCCCGUCCUGUCUAGCGGCGUGCCAUGGGGACUACCUGUCGCCACACGACGCACAGUUCCUGCUGCAGGAGGCGGACCCGCGCGCCGUCAUGCACAGCGUGCUCGUCAUCGACGCCGCCAUGAACCUCAAGCGGGUGAAGCAGCUGCUGGCGGCGCGCGUGGUGGAAGCUCGCACGGGCGCGGGUGCCCUGCUGUACCCACGCUUCACACAGACGGUGACGUGGUUGGCAGCGGGGCCCGCCUGGGUGCACGACGCCACCUUCAGCCUGCACAACCACGUGUUCGAGGGACCCGCCGUGGCCAGCGAGGAGGCGCUGCAUCGCUACGUGGGCGCGCUGCUCUCCCAGCCGCUGCCAACCGCACGCCCGCUGUGGGAGGUGAUCGUGCUGCACGACUACGGGCGGAGCCGCGACACGGUGCUGGUGUGCCGCCUGCACCACUGUCUGUCUGACGGCAUGUCGCUGGUGCGCGUGCUGUGCCAGUCCCUCUCAGACAACCAGAUCAUGCACAUCCCGCAGAAGCCACACUUCGGCGGCACCACCUACGGUAUGAACUUGGCGCGCGGCCUGCUGGUGGGCCCCCUCACCGCCCUCACCUGGCUGCUGGCCUGGCGCCCUCAGCUCAACCCACUCACCCUGCUCCGCGGCUCGGCGUGCCCUCCUCCCCCCCGCCGUGCCGCCCCCGCAUGCUGCUGCUGCUGCGGCGGGCGCGAGGAGGUGUCGGCCCGUGAGGCGAACGAAGGUGGCGGCGCCUACACCGUGUGGGGGGAAGGGGAGGGUGCUGGGGAGGGACAGGUAGUGGUGUGGGGGGCGGGCGUGACGGUGGGGGGCGUGGUGCGGGUGAAGCAGGUGACCCGCACCUGUCUCAACGACGUGCUGUUGGCGGCCGUGGCGGGGGCACUGCGCCUCACCCUGCAGCGGCGCGGCGUGCGCCACCCCAGGGACCUCAGGGCAAGCGUGGCCGUGGACUUAAGGAGCAGCCCACCGCCCUUCUCCGUCCCCCGCCUGGGUACCAAAGCCGCCCUUGUGCCCCUGUCCCUCCCUCUCUCCUGGGACGCCGCCAUACCCCGCUUGUGGGAGGUCAGGGCGCGGGUUGAUGACAUGAAGGCGUCAGCGGAGGCGGUGGUGGCGUACGGGCUGGUGUGGUGGGCUUACAAGUUACUGCCGGCGCCCCUCACUCGCUCCCUCCUUCGUCACCUGUACCGCCGCUGCUCCGUACAAUAUUCGUCACUGCCAGGCCCCACGUCACCGCUUCUCCUCGGCGGGUACACAGUGAAGCACAUUUACAACAUCUCCCCCCCACGUGACCCCACCCCCCUCAGCGUCACAGUGCUCACCUACGCCGACCAGGUACACGUGUCAGUGGCCGCUCGCUCCUCCAUGCCCGCCGCCCCCGCUGUGGCUAGACUUCUGUUGCAGGAGUUCCAAAAUCAGUGUAUACAGAUGUGUGAGCUGCUAGCCAACAGACGCAUCCCAGGGGAGCAGCGGCGCGGGAUGGUGUUUACCCCGGGGGAACUGGGACGGGGUCACUCCCUGUCUGAGCUUCAGGAAAAACUACGGCGUGUACAGACGGAACUGACGGAGGUGACUCAGCUAUGGGAGGCAACCAGACGCAACGCCCUCGCACACCCGCCACGCCCACAGGAGGCUGAGGAGGAGGAGCAGGAGGAAGGGGGCGGCGUCACUGCGGGGUCUGCUUUACUGGGGAGGAACAGCGGCCCAGGGAGCGGUGCGGGGGCGAAGGGAGGGCGCGGCAGGCUUCCCCACAUGGAGGAGGCAUUGUGCACCCGCGUCCAGCACUUGAAGGGAGAGUUCACUAACCUGCUGGCGGAGAUACGAAGGAGGAAGAGCGUGUCGGAGGGAAGGGUGGUCGGCGUGGGCAGCCAAACGGAGUUUGAGGAAGAUGAUGGCGAGGUGAGGCGGCCGAGGAAGCGAGCCCUGUCCGCUGCCUCCACCUGGUCCACCUCCUCUGGUACCAACGAGGUGUCUUCCUGUCUGGCGCGCCCACUCACCACGCCCACCCAGCACACGCCCACGUCCCUGCCCCCCGCCUCGCACCCCUCCAGAGGCUGUCUUGUCACUGAUAUCACCUGAGGGCAACUUGAGACGCGUGUGUGAUGGGCUGACGAAGGCGCGGCCGGGGAUGUCACGGCGUACUGAAGGAAAGGAAGGUGAUUGGUGCGUUUUGCAGCUGAUUGGUGAUUGGCUGGUGAUUGACGUGGUGUGUUGUGAUUGGUGGUGUUAAAAGUGACGUGAUUUGUGAAGGAUUGACGUGUUGUGAUUGGCUACUUAAAGGUUUUUGUAAGUGCAGGAGUGGAUACUUAAGGAAGGGCGUCUGUGGUGUUGAUAAGUGAAGGGAAUGACUUACUUACAACGUUCGUGAGUGCCAGAAGUUGCUUGUUAUCGUUGGUAAGUGAAGCAAAAGUCACUUGUAGCGUUUAUAAGUGGAGGGAAUUAUUAGAAGUUGUUUGUAAGUGAGAGGAGCAAACUGAUAAGAGCAAGACUAACACAAAAGUACAAGUGACACUCAAAACUACAAUAAGACAACAAAAAAACGAAGAAAACGUGCAUAAUAACUGAUAAUAAUAAUAAUAACAAUAAUAAUAAUAAUAAUAAUAAUGAUAGUCUUCUAGUCUUCACAUGCAUAUUUAUUAUCGCGUACUAUUAUUACUACAGGCGUUACUACUACUAUUACUACUAUUACUACUACCGUUAAUAGCUCUGCAAACGAUGUCACCUUUUUACAACCCUCAUAUAAGUGCCUUGUGUUGUGUUGUGUUGUGGUGAUGAUGGUGAUGAUGGCGAUGAUGGUGAUAGUGAUUGUAUGAAUAUGUAUUGUUAUUGUUGUUACUACUAUUAUUAUUAUUUUUAUUAUUAUUAUUAUUA